AUAUAUUUAUAAAGAAAAUAAACAAAAAAAAAUGAUUUAAUUAUAAGCCCAAAAAGUUUUAAGAUCUUUAUUUUAACAAUAAAAGCAAAAUUUCUCUAUAAAAAGAACUUUCUAUGAUUUUAUAUAUAGAGAUGAUAAAUCUACUCCUUAAUAUUAGGCUACACAUGCAGACCCUAGAAUUCCUUUAAAAACUCAUACUUCUGAAACAAUUGAUGAACUUCCACUUUAAUAUUAAUAAACUAAAUUAUAAAAUGGAAUUACAGUUGUUACUGAAUAAUAAACAUUCCCAUCACAGGUUGAUGUCGGUAUUCUAUUAGAUGUAGGAACAAGAGAUGAAAACACUGAAACUUCUGGAGCUUUAUUAUCAAUAAAAAACACUUACUUAAAAACCUGUUUAAACACAAAUGAAACAGUUAACUAUGGUAUUGUUUAAUAAUCAGGUGGAAGUUUCGAAAUGGAAUAUGACUAAGAAACUUCUUAUUUUAAAGCUAAUUGUCUUGCUCAUGAUUUCGUUGAUGUGUUUUCAAUGGUAGCAGAUUGUGCUUUAGAGCCCAGAAGUGCAGUAGCAUCAAGCGUAGCAAUAGAGAAGAAUCAAAAUACUCACAAACUAGAUGCUUAUUUAAAGACUGGUGAAUUAUUUAAUGAAUAUGUUUUCAAAACAGCUUAUGGAUUUUAAGGUUUAGGUUUACCUUUAAAAGGAUUAAAAGGAAAUGUUAAAAAUUUGAAUUCUUUUGUAUUAUAAAAGUUUUAAUUGUAAAAUAUUGCACCUCAUAAAAUUUAUGUUUGUGCUUCAGGUGUUGAACAUCAUGAAGAAUUUGUAGAGCUUGUAUAAUCUAAAUUAGGCAAUAUUGCAGUUGGAAAUUAAGAAAGCUAACAUGUAAGAGAAAAAAGUGAAUACCAAGGAGGUGAAGUGAGAAAUUUAACUGAAGAAAGUUAAACUGUUUUAGCUCUUUUAUUCUAAUCUGCAAAUUGGAAAUCUAAUAAUUUAUUCGCUUUCAAUUUAGCUAAAGUACUUCUUUAAAAUUUAAGAUUAAGAAAAAAUGUUUUAAAUAAACACUCAUUUGUUGAUAAUGCUGAAAGUCUUAAUUUCCAUUUUACUGAUAGUGGACUCUUUGGUUUAAAAUUAUAAGGAUCUUCCGAUAAAAGUAGAUAAUUAUUAGACCUUAGUAUUGCAGAAUUGAAAGGAUUGGCAAAUAACAUUUCUUAAGAUGAAUUAAAUAUUGCUAAAAAUCAUCUUAAAAAUCAAAUUUUAAAUGCUAUGGAAAGAUAAACUGAUAGAUUAGAGGAAAGCGCUAGAAAUUUUAGAACAUUUGGAAAAGUUUUACAUACUUAAUACAGUGAAUUAAUUGAUUAAGUAACUACUGAUUAAGUGUAAAAAUGCUGUUCUUUAGGCUUUAAAUGAAAAUCCUACUUUUGUAGUUUAAGGAGCUUUGGCUAACUCUUUACCUUCUUAUGAUCAAAAUUAAAAAUUCUUUAAGAGUUUGAUGGUUAUUUUUUUUUUUUAGUAUUUUAUGUUAUUUUUUUUUUUAUUUGGAUUUAUUAUU
Molecule: messenger RNA, 1544 nt
Organism: Ichthyophthirius multifiliis
Lineage: Eukaryota; Ciliophora; Oligohymenophorea; Hymenostomatida
Product: processing peptidase, putative
Exons: 8
Cellular component (GO): mitochondrion
Molecular function (GO): metal ion binding
Source: RefSeq, a predicted model, not a curated record